This is a messenger RNA of Aureobasidium vineae, 549 nucleotides long. Lineage: Eukaryota; Fungi; Ascomycota; Dothideomycetes; Dothideales; Saccotheciaceae. The record is from the annotation of a GenBank genome assembly.
CUCAAGAUCAAGAUGGUAGCUGCAGCAUUGACGAGAUCACGAUUCGUGGCAACCCUGCCGCGAAGCUACAUCCAAAACUUCACGCGUGCAUACACUGCCACUGCACCUAAGAAGGCAGCAAAGAAUCGUCUCUACAACUCUGUACGCUACGAAGAUGAAUUCGAAACCCUAAACCUGCUUUCGGCCAGCAGUCGCAUACCUCUAAUUACCCUCUGGUCUGCAUCAUGGUGUCCAUCCUGCAAAGUCAUCUCGCCACUGCUAAAAGAACUCAUCAAUGAAGGUGUUGGAGAAGCUCAAGGUGGUGUCUCUUAUGCCGAGAUUGAGCUCGACUCGCCAACACUAGGAGGCUUGGCUUUGAGAUAUCAGGUCAAUUCGCUACCCACAUUGCUGGCAUUUGACAGACAAGAGGCUCAAUUGGAGACAAAAGUCCACAAGGUGGAUGACAUGAAGAACAGGCAGUUCCUCAUCAACUGGAUCGAGACGGAAGCCAAACGUCAUGGCGAAGGCGGUGCUGGAGGAAGCAGUCUUUUCGGCUUGUUCGGACGUUAA